Molecule: messenger RNA, 5383 nt
Organism: Sycon ciliatum
Lineage: Eukaryota; Metazoa; Porifera; Calcarea; Leucosolenida; Sycettidae
Product: superkiller complex protein 3-like
Exons: 48
Coding region: 111-5105 (1664 amino acids)
Cellular component (GO): Ski complex
Molecular function (GO): protein binding
Source: RefSeq, a predicted model, not a curated record
GGGAAGAUUGGUCGAACAUGAUCUGACCUGCUGUGCAUCUUUCAGACUAGCUUGUUGCCUGUUCACUAUGCGAUCUCUCCAGUGAUUCUUUGUGGCUGGUCUAACAGAGCAUGGCGAGCAAGGAGGUAAAGGCUGCCUUGAAGGCUGCCCGGGAGGCCCUUGAUAAGAAAGAAUACCAGGAUGUCCUGAAACACUGCAAGGUGGUGCUGCGGGCGGAUAAGAACAAUUACAUGGCAUUGAUAUUCAUCGGUGUAGCUACUUCCGAACUGCAGCAGCUGGAUCAGGCGUAUGCAGCCUUCACCAAGGCAACAAAUUCCAAUCCAGAACUACCCCUGGCAUGGCAGGGCCUGGCUGACUUCUGUGUCAAGCAAAAAGAUCCCAAGUACUACAAGGAUCUGACGCUGUGUUACGAACGACUAGCCAGGAUCAACGAAAGCAAGGAUCCUGGCAAGUUUUGUGACUUCUCUGUGAAACAUGGUGAUGCCUGGUUACAACGAGAACAACCACUGCAGGCCUUAGCCGCAUGGCAAGCAGCAUUGGAGAGGAUGGCAGAUUUGCCAGCCGAGGUGGUGGAUGCAAAGCGUCCGGUUCUGUGCCAGAAAGUGUCGAGUGUCAUCACAAGUCAGUUGUCCGUGGAAUACGAGUAUAUCGAUCAGCUACGCUCAGCCAGGCUUGGGGAUGCGAAUGCAGCGAAGAGCUUCAUAUUGUACCUGUUCCGAGUGCUGCAGAUCAGUGAUGAUGAUGAAAUCAAUGAGCACAGAGUGGUGAUUGAGCAGUCAAUCGUCACCGAGUGUCAAGAAAUGCGUCAGGUUCACCACGAUGACACCUUCUGCAGGGAACUCCUCUGCUUACUCCAACUGGUGCAAGUUUAUGUGUAUGAGCAGCCAAUGGCUGAGGAGUGCAGUGCAAUUCGAGACGAACUAGCUGCACUGGCUGAGGACAGUGCAGUGCUGCAGUUUGUCAUUGCACACAACUGUGUUAUGCAGAAUCAGCUUCAAGAAGCCAGAGAAGCUAUGGAGAGAGGAUUGCUACUGCGCUCAAGUUGUCCUCUGGCAUGGCUCAUGUCAGGUAGCCUUCUCUUGCGCCUGCAUGCUUACAACGACGCGUGCCACUCAGCCAGACAAGGCUUGUGUAAUCUUGACACACCGCAGACUAGGGAAUAUCUGCUCAGUCCCUCAAGGAUGAAGAUCGCUCUGCAAUUCUGCAAUGUCAAAGGCUUGCUAAGCGAAGAUGAAGAGAAGUACGAAGAGGCCAUCAGCAUCUGCAUGGAGCUCUGUAAGCAGGGCUGUACUGGUGCGGAUGUUGAGCUUCUUCUAGCCCAAGCAUACAUGCUGAAUGGAGACGUGACGCAGGCUGCGGAUAUCAGUGACACUCUGCUACGGCAGGACCGCAGCAACCACCGUGCACUGUGCAUCCAGGCAUGUACCGAGGCAGCACAGGAACAUCUGAGAUCGGCAGAGGAGAGUAUUUCAGAGGCAAUUGACCUGUGCCCAACGAUAUCUGAAUACCACCUCCAGCUUGGACGCAUCCUGUGGCAGUGCCAUGAGAUCGAGAAGAAAUCUCUGGCUAGCGCUCACUUCAUGCAGGCUGCCAAGCUGGACCCACAAGACAGCAGACCUUUCUACGAGAUUGGUGUAUUCUUUGCCGACCUGGAGAAGAAUACCAGCAAAGCACAGCGAUGCUUUCAGAAAGCUGUUGACCUGAACAGCGGCAACCUGAAGGCGGUGAUACGGCUGGGAGAAUGCCUGCAGCAGCAGGGCAAUCUGAGUGAAGCCAUGGAGCUGUACCAGAAGCUUACUAUCAGUAUGCCGUCCAGCCAAGCUCACGUUGCAUGGUCUCAUCUGGGUGCGUUGCAACUGGACACUGGGCAUUCCCAAGACGCUAUUGCCAGCCUGCAGACUGCACUGCGUUCACAACCACGUGAAGGGUCGACAUGGGAAGCUCUGGGAACUGCGUACUUGAAUCGCGGUAGCUACUCCUCAGCACUGAAAGCUUUUCUACGUUCAGUUCAGCUGUCGUCCAGUGUGUAUGGCUUGUGCAAAAUAGCGGACAUCAAGAGCAGACUUGGUUUGAACAGCGAAGCAAUAGUUGAUUAUCGCCGUCUUCUGGAGAUGAACGACACAUACCUGCCAGGGUUGAAAGGCUUGGCUGACUCCUUCCUCUGCCUUGCCAAGGACUGCAUGGCCAAGAACUUUGACAAGACGGCCGUCGACUGUGUGAGUGAAGUGCUGGCCGCCAUUGCUCGUGCUGCUGCCAUCAACCCAAGACUGAUGUGCUUGUGGAAGUUGAUGGGCGACGCUUGCAUGCUGCUGGUGCCACUACCCACCGAUGUGCUGCAAGGGCUAUGUAUUCCUUCCAUGUUCUCCCAACUUCAACAUCCAUCUAGCAGAAUGGAUCUGCUCUUGUUAGCAAGCCGAGCAUAUGCGCAAUGUCAGCAAGUGUGUCCUGAUUCGGAGUACAUGCAUUGGGUAUGGCAUGACAUUGCUGUCAACUGCUAUGAGCAGAUGAAGGAUGAGGCUCGAGACCAAAACCGAGAGAAGUUAGCACAGCAGUCUCUUGAGGCUAUUCAGACUGCGAUCCGCUUGCGCCCGGAUGAUUGCUCUCACUGGAGGACGCUGGGAGUGCUUUGUACUCAUCAAGCGAUCAACCGACUGGCUUUGGCACAGCAUGCAUUAAUCAAGGCACUGCAACUUCAGCCCGAUGAUGCGAUGACGUGGUCCAGCCUCGGCUCUCUCUACAUUUCCCAAAAUAACAUCGAGCUGGCUCACAAGGCGUUUGCGAAGGCACAGGCUGUCGACCCAGAGUGUAUCAGUGGCUGGCUGGGCCAGGCUAUGGUUGCGGAGUUGAUGCAGCAUGACGAAACCCAGGAUCUCUACCAUCAUGCAUCAGACCUUGGCUACCAUGAGCAAGCUGCUCUUGGACUGGGCCAUUGGGUGUGUUCUAACCUGCUAACUAGCAAUGCAGCAGACAGUCAUAACCGUGAGGGUGCUGACAGCACCGAUGGGGAAGAAACAGAACAGCAGCAGCAGCAGCAGCAGCAGCAGCGAGUGCCCAUUGCCACGCAGGACUUGGUCUUGGACCUGAUGGAGAAAGUCUCACGCCGUCAUCCGGACAGCAAUGCUGCUCUGUCCAUGCUCGGCUUGAUGCUAGAGAGACGCAAGCUCUUCUCCUUGGCUGAACAGGCCCACGGCAUGGUUUGCGCGAACCUUGCCGACUCGACUCUAUCAGAUCAGCUUGACACUGACACGGCCAUCGCUAAUCACGCCAGGGCGCUGUGUUUGUGUGGACGUUAUGCUGAGUCCAUGGCCAAGUUCUCCAAUGUUGCUAAUCCGCGGCAAGAAGACUUCUGCUGGUGGGCAUUAGCUGCUUUCCAUGACCGUACUGCUUUACAACAUGGUCUGUGCAUACAGCUGUUUGAGAAAGCGCUCCAGCUGGCAACGCAUCCCAGAGACAUGUCUGCAAUACUGACUGCUGCAGCCAUGGCUGCUUACCAGGGUGGUGACUUGGAGAUGUGCAGGAAAUACUUGAUGAGCAGCUCUCAAGUGCAACCCGAGUCGGCAGUGUGCCAGCAGGGUCUAUGCACCCUGACUGGCCUGGCUGUUCUGCUCAAGGAUAUGACGCUGGCAACCGCAGCAUUGGUGGAGCUGAGGAAGGCAAACAUGACCGAUGUGACAAUGAUAGCAACACGGGCGUAUAUUGAGUCUGUCUACGUGAUGAUUUUGGGUGAAGCUGACAGCGGUUGUCGGAAAUGGAUGAAGGAGAUUCACAGAUCUCCAUCAGAUGGGGAACUCUGGAGUGGCCUUGGAAGGUAUAUGAUGCAAUCUAGAACAUCCAUCUCCAAGUGUCAUCACAUCACCGCCACUGCCGCGCGCAUCAAGCCGUCACUAGCAUCGUCCACGCAGCUCAUCUCAUCUCUCAGUCAGCUUAGCCUGGGCGUGGAUAGUAGGGCAGCCUUGCGCACGGCGCAGAAAGCCGUGUUCUCGUGUCCAACGUCGUGCUACGCCUGGGCGGCACUGGCAGCCUGUCUCGGUGCUCGAGCUGGUGCUAGUGUGGAUGGAGACAACCAGCAACAGCAGCAGCAACCGCAGCAACAGCAGCAGACAGCUGUGGCGGCUGCAGCAGCAGCAUCUUCUGGUGAUCCUUACUGGGAUGACAGCGAAGGCGGUGGUGGUGCUGCUGCUGCUGAGAAUGUGAAGGUGGACACUGGUAAUGUGCCGCACAAUGCUGAGGGGAAACUUGCUGAUAGGACUCCGUUAAUUGCAAUGUGCUACGUGAAGGUGAAAGCCAUUGUCCAGCAGGUCCAGCAGCAGGACAAGCAGCAUGCUGAUAUAGGUAGCUGUAUGAAUGUGGAGCACACACAACUCAGAUCAGCACAGGAGCUAGCUGCCUGGAUGCUGGUCUACUAUCACUUCGUUCAGAUGCGAGCCAGCGGAGCUAACAUGCAAGCAGAGGAGGCAACGUUCCUGUCCACGUUACCGUUGGCUGAGCGAGUGGAAUUGCGCCUGCGCUUGAUCUCCCUGCUGUCCGGAGCAAGUCAACUCAUGGCGUCGGGACCGUUGAACGCAGCGCAGACUGCAGCGGUGCGGCAAGUGGUGGUGGCUAACGCUGACAGCCACAUGGCCUGGCAGUGCCUUGCUUUCUGUUAUAACCUGGCUGGCUCACCGAUUGCAGCAGAGGUAUGUCUUCGCCAGGCCAUUGUGGCAGCAGCUCAAAGCGGGACUAGCAGCGCUGUGAUAAUGCUGCGCCUCGUCCUGCUUGGUCUGCAGCAGUGCACUAUGGGCAGUGACAGUGAGCGGUGGAUGGCCUUAGCACAGGAAGCUUUACGAGAGGCACAACGGUCACCGCAGCAAUCCAUUGCACCUCAUCUGCUUCACAGCAUGGUCAUCUUUCACUAUGGAAACGCCAAAUUUGCCGGUAGACUGUUGAACGGCCUGCUCACACGCUCUGAAGGUACCGGCGUGUACCACCUGGUCCAGUACUAUGCCCUCCGUGCACAGCUCAAGCUGAAGAACUAUGAUACUGCUAAGGCACUGCUAAAGGACAUGGAGCGAGCUGGUUCGCCGUUCCACAUGACCGCCUUCCAGAUGUUCCAGUCUCUCAGCUGAGCCUACCCUACAGUGCCCCGCACAGUUUAAUGUGCUUCACCAAUUCCCACUGGUCCUAUUUUCAGAGUGCGAGUUUCUUUGAGAUGCAUGAUUGUGUUUGGAAAGUUGUGUCGUUUAGGAACUUUUAACGCUCAUUCAUACGCCAUUGAUUUAUUGUGAACGAUUAGUGUAUUUGAUAUGUGCACACGAACACAUUGCAACAGUGGACUCCAGUGUGAAAUUGUACAUGCACUUGAACGACCACCUCAGAGCCUCAAAGCCUCUACUAUCAGUUUUGA